This is a messenger RNA of Talpa occidentalis (Iberian mole), 893 nucleotides long. It is a transcript of the gene PSENEN, whose product is annotated as presenilin enhancer, gamma-secretase subunit. The record is from RefSeq and is a predicted model, not a curated record. Lineage: Eukaryota; Metazoa; Chordata; Mammalia; Eulipotyphla; Talpidae. The transcript is spliced from 3 exons. Bases 379 to 684 code for a protein of 101 amino acids. Gene Ontology annotation, biological process: Notch receptor processing. Gene Ontology annotation, cellular component: gamma-secretase complex.
GACCGCGCCCUCCCCACGUGCUCACCCGCCGGGGACCCUGAAGGCGCAUGCGUGCCCCGGCGCCUCACCAGGAAGACUACAAGUUCCAGAGAGCCUUGCGGUGGCAUCUCGCGCAAACGCCCCUCGUUGAAAGUGGCCAAGGCGUUCAAGCCGGAGGAAGUGGACUCCGCUGACGAGAGGGGAGCUCUCGCUGCGCACCGCAGUGAACAAAGAGCGUCUCAGCCCAGACAGCUUUCUGGUGAGAGCGGGGUAGUCUCCUUUCAGCAAACCCGUCCUUCCGUUCGUCUCCGUUUUGUCGUGAUAGGGGUGUGGUUGUUCGCGAUCCUCGCAGCUGUCAUUUAGGAUCAAGGCUUGGGUCGACCCAGCCUCGGCGCAACGAUGAACUUGGAGCGAGUGUCCAACGAGGAGAAGUUGAACCUGUGUCGGAAAUACUACCUGGGUGGGUUUGCUUUCCUGCCUUUUCUCUGGUUGGUCAACAUCUUCUGGUUCUUCCGAGAGGCCUUCCUUGUCCCCGCGUACACUGAGCAAAGCCAAAUCAAAGGCUAUGUCUGGCGCUCUGCUGUGGGCUUCCUCUUCUGGGUGAUUGUACUCACUACCUGGAUCACCAUCUUCCAGAUCUACCGGCCCCGCUGGGGUGCCCUUGGAGACUACCUCUCCUUCACCAUACCCCUGGGUACCCCUUGACAACUCCUGCUGCGUGGGUCUGGGGAGCUGCUCAUUCUCCCAGGAUGGGUUCUGCUAGUCUAAGCUCACUCCCAAGCCCCUAAGACUUGUUCUCAUCCCUUUGUUCUCUGUUGACAUGCACCAAUAAAGGACUCUUAUUCUGUAUAUAUAGACAUCUUGGGAUCUUUUGGACAUUGAAGCAUUAAAUAAUCAUUAGUAUUAAUACUCAG